Ostrea edulis (European flat oyster) is the source of this 1475-nucleotide messenger RNA. RefSeq lists its product as uncharacterized. The transcript is spliced from 5 exons. The record is from RefSeq and is a predicted model, not a curated record. The coding region runs from base 248 to 1258 and encodes 336 amino acids. NCBI's taxonomy places the organism in Eukaryota, Metazoa, Mollusca, Bivalvia, Ostreida, Ostreidae.
UUCGCCAUUAAUUGUGACCGAGACACGAGCUGGGCACGGAAAUCGACACCAGGGAUAAUAUAUAACUUCUGAUAAGGGCUCUUUUAAUUUGAAGAUCUAUUUAAACAAGGCUGCAUGGUGAUAAAUAUUUUACACGUGGCAAACAACCAUAUGGACUAGUGGAGUUAGUGCAGUGCUUCUCAUAGAUCUACUAUAUGGGCGGACUUUGAAUUUUGGAGAGAAAGAAUGAUUUCAUAGUUUGUAUGUGAUGUCAACGAUGCCAAUUGCUGUCAAAAGGACUUCUUCUCAGCGAUCGCCACCCCGGACAAAGAGGGGGGCCUCGGUCAGAAGGGCCAAUAGCUUUAACCUCUUGGCUAGACCCAGUAAACCAGGUGACCGGCUUAACGUCGAGACGUUGUACAAUUUGUCCCCCUACCGAGACGGGGUAGAUGAAGUGUCGGAAUAUGCCCGCUCAAUAUUGAUUAAUGCAGUGAAAGUUGAACCACAUGUGCAUGACACCUUUUUCCCAAAUGAAACUCCGGAUCUUCUUUUGGAAUUCUUGGAUACCCGAGGAUUUCCGAUGGACAAAUUAGCAACGGGAUUGGUUGCGGAAAGUAUAUCCAAGAUCAAAGACCAAUAUAAAUUUCAUCAAAUGAUUGACAAUAGCUCGCUCCAAAAUCUUCUUAGGGAAAUUUAUAACAGUCUUCAAUGGAAAAAACUAGGUUUCUGUCUCUACUCUUUAACUUAUCCCGAGGUUGUCCGAGAUGAGAGGACCGGGGUCAAUCUUAAAGACUUCAUUGAAGACAACGGGCACGUCUGGGCGGAGAAGCUCCUGGCUCACAUUAUGGAACCCCAGUGGACCAUGACGUGGAUAUUCCGCAUCGUUCGGGGUCAGUGCACAGAGAUGGACUACAAUAGGGAAAUGAAUGCCCUCUUUGUCAAGCUUCAUCUGUUAGACCCUCAAGUGGUUAUUCCAGCCUUCCAAUUUCUUCAGAACCAAAAAGCCCUUCCGUCCGUAAACUUAGAGUUGGCAACGAGAAACUACCUAGGAGGUCCACUGGACUCCUCCCUGCUGGAGGAGGAGGUCCGGGCGGCGGAGAACAAGGAUUCGGUGCCUCUGAACGCCUCUCGUAUCAGCCUGUCAGACGUACAGAUCACGUAUGGAGUGGACGUAGAGGAGUUUAUAACCAGUGAAUGUGGAAGUCUCGAUAUCUGGAACGAGAAAAGACCCGAAAACUCGAAGAUAUCGAAAGCACGUGACCGAUGUGUUGUCAUGUGACUUCAAUGACGACGAACUAAACGAGAAGAUUUGAUCUUUUGAUCAAUUACUUUUCAGCAUCAUUUCUCAGCAUUAAAUCACACAUAUACCAUGAAAGUCACUGUCUCAACAUAUUGCACUAUACAUUCGACAAUCUUCAAUACUCAUACAUUUUUGUUGCUUCUUGCAUGCACUUUUGUAUAUACAUGUAAAAAAGAUUUAAAUAUUAUAAUUUUGA